AUGUGGACUCUUGAUCUCUGCGAGUUCGUCCUUCCUGGGCUAAAAGGAUUGUUUUAUUCCCCGUUCGCUCUUUUUUUUUUUUUUUUUUAUUUUUUUUAUACAAAUGAAUUGUAUUUUAAUAGGAUUGUUAAAAAGGAGAGCAAGCUCUAAAUCCUCGUUUUUUAUCGCUAUAUCGAAAAAAACUUUGCAUUUCAAGAGGUAGUUUUGACAUAAAUAAAUGAAUUCUUAGUUUCACAAUAUUGAUUGAGGUUUUGCCUAUCGCGAGUCGCAUGGAGAAUGUUAGUGAAAGGAACAGCAUGUUCAAAUUCCGAAUCCUUCACUCGAGGAAAAAAAUUUCCAAAAGAUUGUCAAUAUGUUGGAUUUGAUUUCGAUUUAAUAAAAACUUAUGCUCCUAUUUGGUAAAAACCACGUAUUCUACGUUGGUGUCUAUUGAACACGUUACAAAAACCAAAGGGAAAUAUUUGGAGCGAAUUUUUCAAUUUCUUCGACAAAGUUUUAACGUAAUUUGCUUAGGAUCGAUGAAGAUCUCCGUCACCAAAAUUCUGUGCCAAGUGAAGAGAGAUAAGUCACCGGAAUUAUUUUCAGUUAAUGUUUAAUCCGGAAAGGUUUUUAGGCGUGUCUAUUUGUUAUUCCUAUCCGUUCUUUUAAUCAUUUCGUUGCCUCCUCUUCUCAGCCAAGUGGAAAUGGCAUGUAGUGUCGUCCAUGCUGUAUUGAAGAAAGUCGCGGUUGUGGUUCGACGGACAUCAAAGGGUGAGGGAAAUGAUUGAAAGAAAAAAAUGAUAAAAGUGUAGUGAAAAAAGAACGUCAGUGGAGGUAGAGGUUAAAAUAUAUGUUAUUGACCAAACAUGACGUCGAGAUGGCUGGAUAUUGGCCGAAUUAUUUUCUUGCGCUUUUAUGGACGGAAACGAAAUCGAGGUACAUAAAAAUGGGGAAAAAAGAAGGUAUUAUGCAGCCAUCUUGACCGAACAUGCUUGCAGAAUAAAGAAAGUAUUGGGCUAAAUGAUUUCACUUUAUUGAGAAUCGAGAGUUGACUUGUUUAUUUCGAGAGCCGGAAGAAAAAGCCAACUGUGUUAACAUUAACAGAGCUUUCAAGCUCUAAAAUAAUGAUCGCGGUUGCCCAACGGUCUGUGGUCCGAACUUCCGAUCCCAAAGUCCGGAUAUAAGCACCGACCAGUUAUUGAUUUGUAUUUAAGGGUAAGCACGCACGCUGCCCGCACAAAACCUCCUUUCACUAUGAGUAUAGAUAUGUACCGCGCUACAUAGAAAUGCUGAGGGAGGGGGGGGUAGUGGGGUCAGCCUGUGAUGGAUGAUCAUGUCAUCUCUUUUUUGUUCCUCAGGAACUAGAGACAAAGAAAAGGAACAAAAGAUCAAAGUCUGCACAAGCGAGUUGAAAGACAUCAAAGAUAUGACCAGUGACGUCAUACACGCAGUGAAAGCCGGGAAGAAAAACAAUACGGAAGAUCCUGUAUCCAUGAAACUGGUGCUGAAAGAACUCCAGUUAGCUUUAGGAACAUUUUUAAGCAGUGCGAGUGCAAGUUGAGCUUUUGUUGACACUAGGUAUAGGGUUACUGAGAUAUCAACAUAAGAAUAUUGCUGACGGGCUAGAUAAUCUCUGAAAGCAACAUUAACUUCCAACAAAGUGGUUCUGUCCAAUAGAAUUGUCUCCGCACGCCCAUAAAAACGCAAAAAUAAAAAAAAGAAUUGUACCGCAGGUGUUCCUGAACGAUUGUAAGACCCCAUUAUAUAACUAUGAGACUACAUUCUCAUCUGUAUCUCAUCUUUUUUUUUUUUUUUUACCUCAGGAGAAGUUAAUUUGAACUCAAACCAAGAUGGACACCAUACCUUCGCUAUUGUCUAUUUUUAUGCGCUCGCAAAACACUAGUCCUCCUUGGCAGAAUAAUCCACUAUGAUCAUAAUACGGUUUCUUCUUAAAUAUUGAAGUAAGACUUGAAUCAGUGGAAGAAGCUCUUGGCUGAGGUUAAACUUACAUUUCGUUUCAGACUCAGAUUGACCUUUCGUUUACUUUUAUCCAAAUCAUAGUGGCCAAAACUAGGUGUGACUCGAGGUGAACGGUACGUGGAACUUGUUUCUACAGUUUGAUUCAUUUAUAGCUUUAGCUUGGUGUUCUAUUUUUCCCACGUACCAGUUAAAAAACAGGUCAGUCAAGCGUUCGGCAUAGAUUAGACCACCACUGCGAUACAGAAGAAUUUCAAAGCCAGGAAACCGUCUUCGAGCCGUCUUCGGGAAAUUUUUACGAUAGUUUGCAGAGUCUUUCGAAGGCCCAAUUUAUUCUCCUCAUUCAAUACUUCCAUCUUUUUCGCAGCUCAGGUAAAGUUACUUUUCAAUUUAAACUGAGAUGAAAAUUGAUGUGUCAUCAGACUUUUUUUCCAUAAAUAUUCCAAUAAUCAGCCUUUGUAAAAUAUUGUUGCCCGCAAGAAGCUAGAAGGGGAAAUCCCGUUUCCUUUACGAAUAUCACCUGCUUAAACAAUUGCCUAAUGUCGUGUGGUCGCUUCCUAAACAUCUGUGGUCUUCUGUAAUACUCUAAAUUGAUAGUUUAACUGGGUUUUUUUUCCUGAAUAACGAACGAUAGCUUGCAGAGUGUUUCAAAGGCCAAAUUUAUUCUGCUCGUGUAUCAGUUCUAUGUCUUUUUUCGUAGCUUAGGGGAAAUUAAUUCUCAAUUUAAACUAAGAUGAAAAUUGAUGAGUCAUCAAACUUGUUUUCCAUAAAUAUUCCAAUAAUCAGAUUUUAUAAAAUAUUGCUACCCGCAGGAAGUAAGACGGGGAAAUCCCACUGCCAUACGAAGGCCGCCUAUUUAAAACAUUGUCUGAUGUUACCUGGUCGCUUGCUAAACAUCUAUCGUCAUUGAUAAUACCAUAAAUUGAUCGUUUAACUGGUUUUUUUCUCCGACUAACGAACUGAUACUUGCAUCGAUGGCAGGACCGUCUGACAAAGGUAAGACUUGCAUUUCUUUCAGAACAGAAUUUCAACAAUCUAUUUGGGGGAGGAAUGGAAAGCGAUGAAAGAGGCUUUCCUUCAGUACAUUUGCAACACUAUAUAUAUUAAUAUCGUUGUGUCUCCUCGCUUCCUACAAAUCCUCUUCGGGUAAUAUUUUCAAUCAUUUAAUGCGUGUCCUGAAGACCUAAUUCAUUGGUAUUUUGACGGUUCGAAACUUGUAAUGAAUCACUUUUUGGUUAGCGACGUCUUAAGCGCUCGACUAGGAUAAUCAGCAACACCUCCGAUGAAAUGCAAAAUUCAGGUGUAAAUAUUAUUGCUAUCGAAACAUAUUCAGCGUUUUCCUUAUUUCAAUUUGCCUCUUUUUGGUGCCACGCCCGAUCGAUUAUGUAUUUAUUACUUUUAUUUGCGAGUUUAGGAACACUUUACGAACCUUCCAAUGGAACCCAAAUAUUGACAAUUGUACAUAACGACACUCUUUUUUUCUUUUUUUUUUUUUUUUUUUUGUUAUCAGCAAUGUGGUUUGCCACCAGGUAAAUCGCAAGGGCGAUUAUUUCAAACAACUGGCUUUAAAACAGCUAAAAACCGGUUUCAAUCGGUUUUGCCCUUGUUAUUAAAAAUUAUUCUUUAUUUCUCCCAAAUUUUAAACGUUAAACGUAUUUAGAAAUGCAAAAUUUUUUAAUAUGCAAUCUAUUGGAGUGUUGGGGUAAACAAGCUCAAACAACACGCGCAAGCGGGAGGCACCAGGCGUCUGAUCAGAAAUAGUUUAUUUACUAUCGGACGCUCGGUCUCUUUCCUCUCAAAAAUUUAGCCCUAGGUACACGCUCCGUUAAACACCUUAGGUCCAUAUCUUUUUCCAAGCUCAGGGAAAAUUGUUUUUCAAUUUAAACCAAGACGAAAAUUAAUGGGUCUUCAAACUUGUUUCCAUAACUCUUCCAAUAGUUAGAUUUUAUAAAAUAUUGUUACACGCAAUAAGCAAUUCAAGAAGGGGAAAUCCCGUUGCCUUUACGAAGGCCACCUGUUUAAACCAUUGCCUAACGUCCGGCGGUCGCUUACUAAACAUCUGUCGUCUUCGAUAAUGCCCUUAUAGAUAGUUUAACUAAGUUUUUCCUCUGAAUAACGAACUAAUACUUGCAUCUAUGACAGGAGCUCUGACGAUGUUAGGGCUUGAAUUUGUUUCAGAACAGAUUUUUAACAAACUAUUUCGAGGAGGAGUACGAAAUGAUGAAAGAGGCUUUCCUUAAGUACAUUUGCGACACCAUAUCAAUAUCGUUGUAUCUCUUUGCUUCCUACAGACCCACUUCGGGUAAUAUUUUCAAUCAUUUAAAGCGUGUUCUGGAGACCUAAUUCAUUGGUGUUUGUAACUUGUAAUUAAUCACCUUUUGGUUAGCAACGUCUUAAAAAUCACCCGUUUGAUAAGUACUCGACAAGAUUAAUCGGUAACACUUCCAAUAAAAUUAGUUUCAGUUGAUCCCAAAAAUAUGUUACUUCGUUUUACUAACUCAAAGAAAACUACAAAGAGAUAAUGCUUCUUGUUUAAAAAUGUGUUUAUAUUUUUAACUUUUACCUAUGUAAGUUGUGUGUUUGUUAGUUUUUUUUUUUUCUUGCUUUUGAUAAAUCAUGGUACUGUUUGAUUACGCCAUAGACGAGGAGUUCCUUACAACUUUACUUUCGACUGGACUCCCUGAUACCGACUUGCCGAAGCGCACGUACCUAAUCACUGUCGUCAAAACCGAUAAUGGUGAGGAGAUUUACAAUGAGCGCUUCAGAAACAUACCUAACGGUGAACAUGCAGAGGAAAGAAUGCUUAACGAUGAGGACUUUCUUCACGCAGUAGAUGAUCAUCAUAAUGUUAAAAUCAUUCUGACUUCAAAUUAUUCACCAUGUAGUAAAUGUGCGCGUAAAUUAAUAAGUUUUUAUAAAAAACGCGAAAGGAAAAUCAGAAAAUUCAUUAUCCAGUUUCCAUUCUUAUUUAAAAUACAAGAAGAAGAAAAUAGGUCUGGCCUCCGACGCCUAAACGAAGUUGGUGUAACCUUACGAGCUAUGAAUGCAGACUCGUGGCUUAAAGUUGGAAUUGAUUUUAUGGAUGUCGAAGAUAAAGAAAGAAUAACUGAAAGAGACAAAAAAAACAGCUUAUAA
Pocillopora meandrina is the source of this 5091-nucleotide messenger RNA. NCBI's taxonomy places the organism in Eukaryota, Metazoa, Cnidaria, Anthozoa, Scleractinia, Pocilloporidae. The record is from the annotation of a GenBank genome assembly.